Sclerotinia trifoliorum is the source of this 2547-nucleotide messenger RNA. The record is from the annotation of a GenBank genome assembly. NCBI's taxonomy places the organism in Eukaryota, Fungi, Ascomycota, Leotiomycetes, Helotiales, Sclerotiniaceae.
UAAUAUGGGAUACCCAAUUAUAUAAAUCUUACCCUAAAACUCACCAACACCAGAAUAACACUAAAACUUAUUUUUGAACCCACUUUUGCUUCCUCCCCAGAGAAGCUAGGGACUGAAGUAAGCUUAGUAUUUUUUUGUGUGUUCUGGUGUAGGCAAGUUUACACAGUAUGGGCCUACUUCUUGUAUCCAGUAAAUGCGGUUUUACAAUACUAUCUGUGGACACAUGAUGUUUGGGUAAUUCUGAUAUAAAGUCAAGCUCACACCCACCAGUCCAAAUUUCUGAGUAUUCUCUUCACAACUCACGUUAUAUUCUCCGACAUGCCUUCCCGCACUUGGCCCUACACGAAUGAUAAUGGGCAAUCCGAGGAAUUUAAGCCCAAAAUGACUGAUGGAGUCAUCGAGACUGACUUACUGAUUGUUGGAGCUGGGCCUGCUGGAGCAGCUCUGGCUUGUUUUCUGGCCCAUCAUGGUGAGUCCGUAUAUAUUCCUUGAGUAUUCUCUACCUGCCUACAUACAUCUUACAGAGCUUUUCAAUGCCUGGAGAAUGAAAUAAGUAGCAAGAGCAAAAUGAAUAACGGUACUAAUAUUCCUAGGACUUCGAGGAAUGGUUAUCGCAGCCACUCCUGGUACGGCUGACACUCCUCGUGCCCACAUUACCAACAUGGCAGCAAUGGAAUGUUUGCGUGAUAUAGGUUUGGAAAAAGAGUGUUUACAAGUUGCUGUUAAGGGUGAUUCGAUGUUACACACGCGGUGGUGUCGUACUUUAGCUGGCGAGGAGUUUGCAAGAAUUUACUCAUGGGGAAAUGACCCAAACCGCGCUGUAAGUUGAGGAGUAAAAUGAAGGAGCUUUGUAAAAGCAAAACUAACAUGUGCGGCAGGGCGAUUAUGAUGCUGCAAGUCCAUGCAAACAUGUUGAUAUUCCUCAGACCGUUCUGGAGCCAAUCCUGAUCAAUCGGGCAUCUCACAGUGGGUUUAAUUGUCGGUUUGAUACCACCUUCUUAUCUUUUGAAAAUGAUUCGGCCUCAAAUACAAUUAUCAGCAAAGUCCAAGACAAUUUAACGAAACAAAUCUAUCACAUCCGGUCUAAAUACUUAUUCGGAUGUGAUGGAGCUCGAAGUCAAGUUUUGAGACAGUUACAAAUCCCUUUAAUCAAAAAGCCUGGAAAAGGGGUAGCUGUAAACGUACUGGUCAGAGCGGAAUUGGGACAUAUCAUGGAGAAUAGAAUGGGAAAUUUGCAUUGUGUUAUGAGGCCGGAUGAAGAAAAUCCUGACUAUGGAUGGACUGGUAUUGCCAGAAUGGUGAAACCUUGGAAUGAGUAGGUUCUCUGCCAAGUUUGAUUAAAAACAAUACUGACAUUUCAGGUGGUUGUUUGUUCUUCUUCCUUAUCCUGGAAAAAAUGUCAAUGCAUCAGACGAAGAGUAUUUGGAAUGUGUUAAAGAUAUGAUCGGAGAUGAGUCAAUUUCCGUUGACUUACUCGGAGUCUCGAAAUGGACUAUCAAUGAAACGGUGGCGGAAUACUACUCCGACGGCAAUAUGUAUGUCUUCUACCUCCAUCAUGCUCUAUUUCGCCCACUAAGUUACCCAGCUUCUGCCUCGGUGAUGCAGUUCACCGUCAUCCACCAAUAAACGGCUUAGGAUCCAACACUUGCAUCCAAGAUGCUUUUAAUCUUGCCUGGAAAAUUGCAUACGUCCUGAAGGGGAAAGCAGAUAGCGAUCUCCUCAAUUCGUAUAGCUUGGAGCGGCAGCCGGUCGGCCAAUCCGUCGUCAAACGAGCUAAUGAAGGGCUUCGAGACCACUUUCCAAUAUGGGAAGCAUUAGGGAUGAUAGAUCCAUCUGCCGAAAUUCGCCGAAAACAUUUUGCGGAACUUCAGGAAGCUACACCAGAGGGAGUAGCGCGUCGAGCACGAUUCCAAGCUGCGAUAGAAACAACGGCGCAUGAGUAUCAUGGUGUAGGUAUUGAGAUGAACCAACGCUAUGAAUCUUCCGCUAUUUUUGCUUCCGACGAAAAGCCAAGACCAUCUUUGCCAAGGGAUCCAAUUCUCGAACAUGAGAUUACUACUUAUCCCGGAAACCGUCUUCCACAUGCGUGGUUAAACACCAAGGUUCCAGGGAAACGGUUUUCAACCAUUGAUCUUGCUGGACAUGGAAAAUUCUCCCUUUUCACGGGAAUUGGAGGAGAGAAAUGGAGAAAUUCUGCCAUGAAAGCGGCAGAGACUCUUGGGAUUGAGAUUAGUGUGCACUCGAUUGGCUGGAGGCAAGAUUAUGAGGACGUAUAUUUUGAUUGGGCACGACGAAGGGAAGUCAACGAGAGUGGAUGCGUUUUGGUGAGACCCGAUAGAUUUGUCGCUUGGAGAUCUAUGGAUAUGAUAGACGUACCGGACGAGAAGUUAUUGCUAGUGCUGAAGACUAUUCUGAGUCGCUAGACAGCGGGAAACCUGCGGGAUGCAAGGACGAAGGGAUUCAAAUUGCUGGAUCUAUGUGAAACAUUGAAAUUAAUCUGAAGUAUUGGCAUUUAGAAUAUGAGAAUUUAGAAACAUUAGGGAAUGG